AUUUGACGACCGGGAUGAAAAGAUGGGCUUUUCUGCAAGUUGUACUGAUUUUUUCAUCAGUUUUCAUGGUCAUUCAGUUGCUGAUAUGGGCAAAAUUCUCGUCAAAAGAGAUAGGCGAGCCAAAUCCAAGUAGAGUUAAGGAAGUAAUAAAAUCAUUCCUGAAUGUCUGGGAUAAUAACCAGGCUAAAGUGUUCCUUAUGGAUCCAGACAUUCUGAUGGAAUACAUGGAGGACAAGUUACAAGGUCUUACAUGUGGUAGCCUAUGUCAGAGUCAGAAAAAACUCAUCACGUUUGGCGUUAUAGGAAACGUUCAGAGAAGUCUGAGACCUGUUUUCCACAAACUGCGAAGUUACAACUUUGCGGUAGUGGACUCCAUUGAUGAGUUUCCAGAUAAAGUAGGUGACAAUUCCAUUCAUGUCACAUCACACGUGUUCCUCCAGGAUAUGAAGUAUCCAGAACCAACCAUACAUGUGCUUGUCAUGUAUGAGCGUGCUGGUGAAUUCUUGUGGCAUUCCAAGAUACAGGUCGCCUCCAGUGACCUCAAAUUCGGAUAUGAAGCUGGCUCGUACAAAAAGUUUGACCUCGAGUCAGCAGUGAUAGAUGGUAUAUCUUUAUACAUUCCAAAACCAGUGAACAAAUUUCUGGAUUCAGUGAUGCAAUCCAAAUAUAUUGAAUGUGAUGGUAUAAGGGCUGAAAGCUUCAAGAAAGCUUAUCCUCCUGACAAUUCAAAGAGAGCUAAACAUUUUCAAAGAAAAGCUAGACAGCUGAUUGCUCAAGGCAAAGAUGUCUUUGAUAAACUUGGAUUGCGUUUCUGGAUCAGUAGUGGCACACUCCUAGGAUGGUAUAGACAAUGCGACAUCAUCACACAUGCCCAAGAUGUUGAUUUUGGAAUGUGGAUCAAAGACUAUGAUCCACAACUUAUUCCCGAAAUGGAAAAGGCUGGACUUCCGCUCAAACACCUGUUUGGAAGGGUCAAUGACACAUUUGAAUUAUCAUUUCAAGCUGGCGAUAUAAAGUUGGACAUUUUCUUUUUCUACGAAGAGUUGGAUCACAUGUGGAAUGGUGGGACAGAUGUGAAAAAUGGAGCAAAGUUGAAGUAUGUUUUUCCCAAGUUCAGUCUUUGUUGGACAACCCUGCUUGAUCUGCUUGUUCGUGUUCCAUGUCCAACAUUGCCCUACAUAGAGGCCAACUAUGGCAAGGGAUGGUUCACUCCAGUGAAGGAUUGGAACUGGAAAGAUAGCCCCACCAACGUACAGAAAAAUGGCUUCUGGCCCCAGGAUCAAUGGGAGAGUGUUAUGCAGAUGUAUGAGUGAUUAUCUGUAAGUUUGGUGUGGGAGUUAUAUAACCCAUUUUUGCCAGAUGCCUGAAAGAUUCUUACUUAUGUGUUUUUAGACAGACCAAUUUCAUUGUCUGCCCCAUGGGCUUACACUGAAAUCUGACUGUUGAUAGGUUUUGCUGUACAGUGAUGUUCUGAGUGUGAUAUGUUGAUUGGGUCACUGAUGUAUUACCUCCCUAUAUUUGUUAUUUGCUUUUUCAAAAAGUGCUAAUAUUCUGUGUAAAAAAAAGCUUAAGAUAUUUUUUUGCUUGAUUUUCUUUGUCGAAUAUUGAGAAAAUGAAUCACAUUAUGUUCACAGUAAUAUCGGAAUUCAUUGUUCAACCAAUGAGCAUAAAACAUCUAAAUGAGGUUCCUGUCUUGUUCGUGUCACUGUCUAAGGCCGCUUUCACAUUAGCGCUAUAAAGGUUGGACAAGCUGAACCUGAAAUAGAAAUGCCAGGUACAGAUCAGGACUGAGGCUGGCCUGUGUAAUAUUCAGCUUGUGCAGUAUUUGGAGUAAAGUUUUACCUGUCUGAAAUAUAACUAGCUGAAUAUCAUUAAUUUUCACAGUGUCAGCACAGAGUAGAAUUUGGUACAUGCAAAUAGUUUCAGAAAUGUCAUGCUAUUAAGUAUGAGUUAAAAUGGAUGAUAUUUUAUGUUUGGUUCAUUGUUUUAUGUUUGACUGAACAUUUCAAAAUUGCGUUUUAAGCUUUACAUAUAUCUGUUCCAACAUCCAAUUCAGGUGCAUUAAUUUAUUGUGGAAUAUUUCCAGGCAGCCUGAACUUUUUCAACCGGGUUACACAAAACCGGCCUUAUACAACUUUUUCACUGCCGUCCUUCCCCAAAAUAUGAACAAGAAUACAGAUACAAGCUCUUUUGAUAAGAAUUACCCAGUGAUAUGAUUUUUAAAAAUGUGAUUAUUUUUGUACAUGGAAGUGUUAUAUUCCAAAAUAUAUGAAGUAAGCAAACCCAAUGUAAUUUUGUCUAUAGAGGAUAAAUAUUUCUGUCUGUCAUUGAGGACUAUAAAUUCAUAUGUAGUUUAUUAAUUGUAUAUAAAAAGUUCAGAAACUUAUACUUAGAGUUUAGAUAUUGAUGUGUGUAGAAACAUUUCCAGACAUUUCUAUAUGAAUUUUGUCACCAGUUAUUUAGUGAAUUUCAUCUUUGUUACCUAGGAAAAGUCAUACCCUGCUAGUUAACCUAGAUUUAAUCACAAACGUGUACCAAGGUAUUCUUAUUAGUUUUGUUGUGUGAGAUAAAAAAUGUUGGUGUAAAUGAUAUCAAUGUGAUUGCUAACAUUUAAAGUGUAAGAGUAGAAGGUUUGUAAAUGGGUAGUCCCUUUAAUUAAAUGUCUCUUUUUGGAUCUUUUUUAUCAUCCUCAGGGUCAAAAAUCUCUGCAAUGCAAUCUUGUACAGCAAAAAAGGUCUUAGAAUUGAGUCAGGGUUAUCAUUUUCAAGGAAUAAUUUGAAACGAUCCUAUGGGUUGGGACUCUGUCAAACAUCAUCAAUGAGUAAAUGUUGAAAAGAAAUCAUUUAUGAACUGAUAAAUUUAACUAGUACAUGAGAUUAAUAUAAAGUGUAGUUCUACUAUGUGGAAGGAAAUUUUCUGUCUCUUCCUUGAUAAAGAGUCCUAAUGAAAAAACGCUUCAAAAGGAGUGCUUUCAUGAGAGUUUUCAUAAUUUUAAAUUUAAAAAGAAAUUAGCUGUUUGAUUGUAGAAUACAAAAUCAUAGCUAACAUAUUUACACAUCAUUUGUGUUUCUGACAUAAAUAAUUCUGUCAGGAUUUAGCAUAAUCAUGUUUUCUCUGCUGAUACUUGGCUGAUUAUGCAUAUGUAUCAUCACACUCUAUUUUGCUUGAGUGGUGUCCUUAUUAUGAUGGGUAUGAAGUCAUAAAGAUUUUAAUAACACACCUGUAUCAUCUAACUACCAUACAUAUCAGAUCAGCGUAGUGAUGGAUUAUGUUCUAUAGAUUUUUUGCAUUAUUUGCACCUUUCCUGCAUGCACGAGUGUGUUUAAUUUGAGAACAUUUUCCAUCUUACAUUGAUUUUAAUAGACAACUGAUGGAAAUAAAACGGGAAAAACAAACCAAAGCAAUGGAGUUCAACAGUUAAAAACAUAAUUGACAAAAUCAUAUUUCUUUUCGUAGGUGUUUCAAAAUGUUUUUUACAAGAAUCAGAGGCUUGAAUCAAUACUGAUAUCAAGAGUUUGAUUCCCAAAGAGGAUAUGAAAAGGUAUGGUGGUCACCUGUCUAACCACAUGAUUCCCUAGUUUCAUGUGCUUUCAUCCAGCCCAACAAGUGUGAUUAAUGUAUGUAAGCUUAAGCUUGUUUUGCAAUUGUUUAUAUUCAUUCAUUCAAAUAGGAAUAUAGGUACAGAACUUAAAGAAAAACUCCAAGAUCUGCUGACCUUUGUUCCUUUUGUUGGUAUGUUCACCAUUUCUAUUUCGGCAUUAUAGUUUUAUAUAUACUGUAGUUUUCAUUUAAUUGUCAUCUUGAUUAAUAAGUGGUCUGGCACACCAUUGGUCUGGCAAUAGUUGAAAGUCUGUUAGACCAGUAUAAAAUAUUGUUUUUGUUUCUUGUUUUAAUACUAAACAAAUGUUUAAGAAUUUUAUUGUUUUCAUUUGUGGUGCUAGCAUAUAAUGUGUAGUUUUAGACAAAGAUAUUAUAGAAAUAAUUUAUAGGUAUAUAAUGGAAUAUUUUGUUAUUGAUGACAUGCAAUCAAAUUGUU
Molecule: messenger RNA, 4036 nt
Organism: Ylistrum balloti
Lineage: Eukaryota; Metazoa; Mollusca; Bivalvia; Pectinida; Pectinidae
Product: ribitol-5-phosphate transferase FKTN-like
Exons: 8
Coding region: 15-1313 (432 amino acids)
Source: RefSeq, a predicted model, not a curated record